Molecule: messenger RNA, 2841 nt
Organism: Mesoplodon densirostris (Blainville's beaked whale)
Lineage: Eukaryota; Metazoa; Chordata; Mammalia; Artiodactyla; Ziphiidae
Gene: FERRY3
Product: chromosome 11 C12orf4 homolog
Exons: 12
Coding region: 301-1746 (481 amino acids)
Biological process (GO): regulation of mast cell degranulation
Cellular component (GO): cytoplasm
Source: RefSeq, a predicted model, not a curated record
GUGACCUCUGCGCCGUCUCUGAAAUGGACAAUAACAGUAGAAAUACACUUUCUUACACUUUUUAAAUGAUUCAACUAGGUAUUAUGGAACAAGGGGACACUUAGACCGAGGAAUUUUCCACGGGGUGCCGGGAAAGAGGAAAAGAUGCGGACGAAUCUGCCGGAGCUGAUCUUCCGGCUGUUAAAAACAAGGCGGCGGUCAGCUGACGGUUCCUGCACCGGGGCUGGUUGACAGCGCCGGGUGUGCCGACAGCAGGAGACUCGGAACGAGGGGAGUUCUAUAGAAAUCCUGCCAAAGAAGAUGAAGAAAAACAGAGAAAGAUUCUGCAACAGAGAGAGGGAAUUUGUGUAUGAAUUUAAAGUGGGAAGUCAGUGCUUAGAACUGAGGGUGCCUCUCAAAUUUCCUGUUCAAGAGAAUGCCAGUCAUUUACAUAGCCGUCUGAUGCUGCUGCACAAUUUACCAUGCUUUAUAGAAAAAGACUUAAAAGAAGCUCUGAGCCAGUUUAUCGAAGAAGAAUCCCUCAAAGAUUAUGACAGAGAUGCUGAAGCAGCCCUGGAAGCUGUGAAGUCAGGUGACGUAGAUUUACAUCAGCUGGCAAGUACCUGGGCCAAAGCUUAUGCGGAGACCACAUUAGAGCAUGCAAGGCCCGAGGAGCCCAGCUGGGAUGAAGAUUUCGCAGAUGUGUACCAUGACCUAAUCCAUUCUCCUGCCUCUGAAACUCUCCUAAACUUGGAACACAAUUACUUUGUUAGUAUCUCAGAACUGAUUGGCGAAAGAGAUGUGGAGCUGAAAAAAUUACGAGAGAGACAAGGCAUUGAAAUGGAAAAAGUGAUGCAGGAACUGGGAAAAUCACUGACAGAUCAAGAUGUAAAUUCACUGGCUGCUCAGCAUUUCGAAUCCCAGCAGGACUUGGAAAAUAAAUGGUCCAAUGAAUUAAAACAGUCGACUGCCAUACAAAAGCAAGAGUAUCAGGAAUGGGUGAUGAAACUUCAUCAAGACCUAAAAAACCCCAAAAACAGCUCUCUCAGUGAGGAAAUUAAAGUUCAACCGAGUCAGCUCAGAGAAUCCGCUGAAGCAAAUGGAAGGAUUUAUGAGGAACAGAGAAAGUUAGAAGAAAGUUUUACUAUUCACUUAGGAGCCCAGUUGAAGACCAUGCAUAACCUGAGGUUGCUGAGAGCAGAUAUGCUGGAUUUCUGUAAGCACAAGAGGAGCCACCGAAGCGGUGUGAAGCUCCACCGACUCCAGACAGCACUGUCGCUUUACUCCACGUCCCUCUGUGGCCUGGUGUUGCUAGUGGAUAACCGAAUCAAUUCAUAUAGUGGUAUUAAAAGAGAUUUCGCCACAGUUUGCCAAGAAUGCACUGACUUUCAUUUUCCCCGAAUUGAAGAGCAGCUGGAGGUUGUCCAGCAGGUGGUACUUUAUGCCAGAACCCAGCGCAGGAGCAAGCUGAAAGAAUCACACGAUUCUGGAAACCGAAAUGGAGGAAGUGAUGAUAAGACUAAGAAUGCAGAUAGAAACUAUUUAAAUAUUUUACCUGGAGAAUUUUACAUUACUCGGCAUUCUAAUCUCUCAGAAAUACAUGUUGCUUUCCAUCUUUGUGUGGACGACAACGUGAAAUCGGGAAACAUCACUGCUCGGGACCCUGCCAUUAUGGGUCUCCGAAACAUACUCAAGGUUUGCUGCACCCAUGACAUCACAACAAUAAGUAUUCCUCUCCUGCUGGUGCAUGAUAUGUCAGAGGUUUAGAAUUUACUCUGUGUGUGCCGUGCCCACUUAUCAUCUAAAGUAUAGCCGCCAGACCCAGUUUCCUGCCUCAUUUCUGAAGUCUGAAGUGUUUCACAUGAUCCGUUCAGCUUCUUCAAUGGAUUUCUUUCACAUGUGCUCUCACAGAUGUGACGCUAAGAUUUAGUCACUUGGCUGUUAGUUAGAACUCAUGAUCAAAAGCGUUCUGUGCUUACCUGACCCACUGUGUUGUAGACGCCACCUACUGUAUAAUAUAUACUAAGGGUUACUUCCAGAAGAGAGCAGGACUACAGGCCACAUCCCACGAUGACACCCAGUAAAUCAUGUCUUCUUGUGACCUUGUUGACUUCUAAAGCUUGCGGUUUAGAGUCCUCAAAGCCAUUCUUUUCAGGUGCUGGUUUCGAUCAGAGAACAAAUGACGGGGGUGCUUGGGAUGGAGCCUCUGUGUGGGCAAAUGGGGGUUUUAAAAACCACCUGGGUGUGUAUUUAUGCAGGUGCCUGCAGCUUUCUAGUUUCCUUUCUGAUCCACCUGCUGCUAAGUAGCGCUAAGCGAAAGUAAACAGAACGUGAGUGUUCAUAUCAUCUGAAAAUUAAAUUGUCUGUCACUUCGAAGAUAUCCUGGGAUCCUGCCUGGAGCUGGUAUUUUGGUGUGUUCUCUGUAUAGCACUGAUGAAACUUUGUGUUAAUUCACAUCAUUCUGAAGAGUUCGUAUUAAUUUGGCUCAUAGAUAUUUGCUCUAGACCGCGCUAUUAACCACACAUACCAAAAGCAAGAAAGCAAGAUAUUGAGGGAUAAAAGGGGAUGAUCUUUGGAGAAGUGGGGCAGUGAAGGGACUUGAUUUUUUCCAUCUACUUUUGGUCAAACCACUAGAACUAUCCCUGUUCUAACUUGUGCUUCAGUCUUUCAUCAUUUCCAUCAUGAUCCUGACUUUAAUACAGUGGGAUCAUAUGUAUUCUGUAUGUUGGUGCUGAAGCCUGGCCCUUUGGAAGCUCUGUGCUCAUACUGCACAAUGGUUGUCCUCAUGUAAGCAGUGCUUAGCCUUGGCCUUAGCCUGAGAUGUUUCAAAGGCUAAUCGUAGAUGACAAUAAAUUACAGAUA